Messenger RNA from Drosophila ficusphila, 865 nucleotides. RefSeq names its product trypsin. The record is from RefSeq and is a predicted model, not a curated record. Bases 9 to 830 code for a protein of 273 amino acids. Gene Ontology annotation, biological process: proteolysis. Gene Ontology annotation, molecular function: serine-type endopeptidase activity. NCBI's taxonomy places the organism in Eukaryota, Metazoa, Arthropoda, Insecta, Diptera, Drosophilidae. The transcript has a single exon.
CGAAAAAUAUGAUUGCGAGCGGACAGCAAACAAGGUGGCGCCAUCGAUCCGUGGCCGGUUUCCUCUUCCUGGUUCUGGGAUUAUGCCGGGGAUUGGGAAUAGCUUCUGCCCAACCCGAAGGAAGAGUGGUUGGUGGCACUGCGGCGGCGGCAAAUAGUGCUCCCUAUAUAGUGUCCAUGCAGUACGGAGGAACCCACUACUGUGCGGCCAAUAUCCUGAAUACCAACUGGCUGGUCACAGCUGCUCAUUGUCUGGCCAACAGAAACCAAGUUCUGGGAAGCACUUUGGUGGCAGGAAGCAUCGCGGUGGCAGGAACAGCGAGCACCACCCAGAAGCGCACGAUCACCCACUUCGUGGUCAACGACUUGUACACCGGAGGAACCGUUCCCUACGACAUCGGACUGAUCUACACGCCCACCGCCUUCGUUUGGACCGCUGCAGUGGCUCCUGUGAAGCUUCCAUCAUCCGGAGUGAGACCAACUGGCACGGCCAACCUCUUUGGUUGGGGCAGCACCAGCAAGACGAACAGUCCCUCCUAUCCGAAGACUCUCCAGGAGGCUAAGAACAUCCCCAUCAUCAGCCUGGAUUCCUGUGCUGCUGCAUUGGGCACCAAGGGUCAGGAUGUCCACACCACAAACCUCUGCACGGGUCCCCUCACCGGAGGAACCAGCUUCUGCACCUCGGAUUCUGGAGGUCCUUUGGUCCAAGGGAACGUCCUUAUCGGCAUCGUGUCCUGGGGAAAGCUGCCUUGCGGUCAGCCCAAUUCUCCCUCUGUUUAUGUCCAGGUCUCCUCGUUUACUUCCUGGAUUGCAGCCAACCAAAAGAUAUGAUUUGUUGGAUAAAUAAAGAACUUGUUAUGAAAUUG